Messenger RNA from Hylaeus anthracinus, 2661 nucleotides. RefSeq names its product dual specificity protein phosphatase 10. Gene Ontology annotation, biological process: protein dephosphorylation; negative regulation of MAPK cascade. Gene Ontology annotation, cellular component: cytosol; cytoplasm. The coding region runs from base 19 to 1926 and encodes 635 amino acids. Lineage: Eukaryota; Metazoa; Arthropoda; Insecta; Hymenoptera; Colletidae. The transcript is spliced from 5 exons. The record is from RefSeq and is a predicted model, not a curated record. Gene Ontology annotation, molecular function: protein tyrosine/threonine phosphatase activity; MAP kinase tyrosine/serine/threonine phosphatase activity.
UCGGCAGCCACCUCGAGGAUGAGCGCUAAGAUAUCCCUGGCUGGCCGGACCGCGGCGCAGUCAGCGGUGAACCAUCGUGGUAAACCAUCGGGGCUGCUGCUCGCCGGAACGUCCGUGAAGAGACCGUCUUCGAUGACGGUAGAGGUGACUGGCACCGAGGAAAGAGUCGUCAAACGAGCCGCUGUCCCAGAACUGGAAGCAUCGUCCAACUCGUCGCGACCUAGCACGUUGUCUGAGAGAGAUAACACCAUGCCAACCUUAGCACGCGCCUGCACUACUGCCACUCUGCCAAGGAUCAAGAGAUUCAAAUUCGCGUCGAUCGCGUCGACGUCGAGGCCGCGUCUCGAUAUAACCGCGACUGACGUCAAGACGACGCAUCUCCAACAUCAACACCACCACCACCCGCAGCCAUCGCCGUCGCCGUCACCGAUGUCGACUCUGGUGUGCUGCGAGCCGGUCUCGGCCGGACGUUCCCGCGACAACCUCAAGCUGGUUCUGAACCGUAGUCUGAGCGAGCCAGGCCCUCCCGCUGGCGCGUCCAGCUUCCUGCCCUCUCCGACGUCCACCGUUUCGCCCAGCUCGUCCACUAGCAGCGGAGUGGACAUCGUCGACGGCAGUGACAGCGCCAACUGCAGCCUGACAGCGAGCGGAAGCAGCAUCAGCACGACAAGCAGCAGUGGCACCGACUGCGACUACCCUCUGUCCGACGUCCACCGCCACUACCAUCUCCAUCAUCAUCACCACUUCCAUCAGCAUCAGCUGUCCGCCUCGAAACGUUGCAAGCUGGAGACUGUGAGCCUCCCAGCCAGCCCCUGCUCGGAGAACAACACGCUGCAGAGGCAGCUAGUGCUGCAAAGAACCAGAACGGUCACCGCCGACGAAUUGGCGCGUCGAUUGCUCAAUCACCAGACGAACGCUAGUCCUGUAUUGCUGGAUUGUCGACCGUUCAUCUCGUACAACGUGAACCAUGUGAGGGGCGCCAUCAACGUCAACUGCUCCGAUCGGUUCAAUAGGAGGAGGUUGCAGCUGGGAAAGGCGACCUUGGCUGAUUUAGCUACCACCAAGGAGGGCAAAGAGCUGCUGCGGAAGAGACACUACAGGGAGGUGGUUGUUUACGACGACUGCACCGAUGAUCCGGACAGGUUGCCUGUGCAGCAUCCGCUCUUCCUCGUGCUGGUUUCCCUGCUGGAAGAUAAUAGGGAGCCUACUCUUCUACUUGGUGGACACAAAGAGUUCCACAGGCGGCACAGGGACCUCUGCGAGGACACGCUUCUCCCAGCGGGCGGAGCUGGCCCGUCGACGGUUAGCGGUUGCCCGAGCCCUGGACCAGGUUGUCCAAUGUUGAGCUUGUCGGGGCCACCGACUCCCCAACCUGCAGACAUCGACAGUCACCCCGCGUCCCGGGUUUUACCUUUCCUGUACCUUGGUAAUGGCAAAGACGCGGCUGAUCUGCAACUCCUUCGCGCGUUAGGCGCCACCAGAGUCCUUAACGUCACUUCGCAGCUGCCCGGGUAUCACGAGGAGAGGGGUAUUACCUACAGGCAGAUCCCUGCCUCGGAUUCCGGGCACCAAAACCUCAAACAGUACUUCGAGGAGGCCUUCGACUUCAUCGAGGAAGCCCGAAAAGCCGGAAGCAGCGUACUGGUUCACUGUCAGGCGGGAGUGUCGCGCAGCGCGACGAUUGCUAUCGCGUACAUAAUGCGGCACAAAGGUUUGUCGAUGGUGGAGGCGUACAAGUUGGUGAAGAACGCGCGGCCUAUCAUCAGUCCGAACUUGAACUUCAUGGGCCAGCUACUCGAGCUAGAGCAGGGGCUGAGGGCGUCGGGCGGUGUGGCCCCGGCGCCUGAAGAGCCAAAGAGCUGUCAUCAAUGUCGCUGGUCGCACCAGCAGAACAGCGAAGAGGUGACGUCCGGAUGCAGCGUGUGAGGACCGCCUCCGGAUACGUUGGGCCUCGGUUGUCGCACCCUGGGCCCUGCCAGAUGAAAACUACUGUACACAUAUCCUGCAUAUCCGCGUGGAUCGAACUCGUAUUCCCUGUUUCUCCCGCGGAAGAAGAACUCGGAUUACCUUGCUACACGUGCCUUGGCGAUCGCCCCCAGAUACCGGGAAAGGCUGAUUUUACGGAAACAGUAUAUUUCUUAUUCACCGGAUAACUUAUUUGAGUGGAAGGGAAGAUGAGAGGAAGCCUCGAUCGGCAGGACUGCACGGAAAAAGAGACAAAUAAUGCGCGCGACGUCCAUCUUGCGGAGGAUCGUCAAACCUGCCUGGAUCCCUACACGCUGUCCCUCGUUGCGGGCAACAUGCACGUGCCACGUCGCGAAUUAUUUAUUUCGUCGGAGAGAGAGAGACUUGGUGCAAUCGUCGUUAAAAGGUGUACUUAUGCGACAGUGUUCCGCAGCAUCUUGGUACAAUUGUCUGAGACACACGCGCUCUUCCUCAUCUCCCAUAAAAGGAAACUUACCUUUUAUUUUAUCUCGCAAGCUUAGCGAGAACAUUCGACUUUACUAUGUUUAGUUCGGAAAGAUUUCUACUCCUCAGAAACGUUUCACCCUCUAUUGCAUUUGCCUAAUUGGAAACUUAAUCAAAAUCUUACAGAUUUAGGCAUUGAUUACUUCAUGGACCUAUAAAUAAUUAUGCUAUAGAGGGUUAGCGUCCUGCAAA